AUGUCCUCCUUCUUCAACCUCUUCAAGAAGCGGAAGGCACCACUCGCUUGCGUAAUGUCCAUGGAUCAAGGCCAUACGCACACUCAGGCCUGCUUCGUGGACAUCAUGCCCCUUUCGGUCGUGGAGCUCUUUCAGUCUCAGGGUUGUGCGUCCUGCCCACCAGCCGUCCCACGCAUCCAGGAUGCGACGAACAAUCCAAACCUCCUGCUUCUCACGUAUGACGUGACCUAUUGGAACCCAUCCAGCGGGUGGGAAGAUACCUUCGGCUCGACACAAUGGGAUUCGCGACAACGCCAGUACCUGACCCAAUGGGGAAGAAAGAGUCUCUUCACACCGCAGAUCGUCGUCGAUGGCGUCACCGACGGAAUUGGUGCAACAAAGGAUGAUAUUGACCAGGUCGUCAUGAAAGCGAUGGAACUGCGAAAUGGGAUGACUUGGGCCCUUGGCAUUGACCGAGUCGGAAACGACCUGAGGCUCGCGGCCGAGGCUCCAGAAGCGGACAUGGUGUACGAUGUGUUGAUAGUCAAGUAUGAUCCCGUGCUUCAGACUGUCAAGCCUCGUGCUGGCCCGAAUAAGUCGAAGAAGAUCCCCCACCGCAACGUUGUCAAAGAGCUGAUGAAGAUUGGGGAGUGGAGUGGCGGCAUUUCGAGAGUUGCAUUGCCAAAUUUCAAAGAGGACGGAUUCGAAAGAGUUGCCCUGGUGCAGGGAGGCGUUGGAGGUCCGAUCAUCGCUGCUCUGAAAUUGUAG
Molecule: messenger RNA, 747 nt
Organism: Fonsecaea multimorphosa CBS 102226
Lineage: Eukaryota; Fungi; Ascomycota; Eurotiomycetes; Chaetothyriales; Herpotrichiellaceae
Exons: 1
Coding region: 1-747 (248 amino acids)
Source: RefSeq, a predicted model, not a curated record